Messenger RNA from Durusdinium trenchii, 1747 nucleotides. NCBI's taxonomy places the organism in Eukaryota, Dinophyceae, Suessiales, Symbiodiniaceae. The record is from the annotation of a GenBank genome assembly.
CCUCCGUCGGCCCUCCGCCCGGGAAUCUGUUGGGUGGAUGGUGCGAUUCCGAUACAGAAGCCCCACUUCAUUUGUCGGAUGAGCCGAGUGCUGCUCGGCGUGUCCCUACCCUUCCUUUUGACAGCGGCUGAGCAUUUCGGCCAAUGUGCGGCGGAUUCCGUGGAUGAGGAGCUGGUCGUGUUGGAGGACGAUGUGCUGGAGUUCUCGCUGCUGCAGACGUCCUUGAGCGUCUCGCAUACUGAGCCUCGGCGGUCCUUGCUCACGCAUGUCGUGGAUGACCUUGGGAGGCGGGGAGCGAACGCCUCCUCCCCAUUGGCCUUGGUGGGCGCUGGGUCUGCACGCUCUUCCACACGCGACAUCAUCGCGUGGCCGGGCGCCUGUGUCCUGAGCGUCUCCUUUGCCGUGACCCUGAUCUUCGUGGUGGUGUUGUGGACCGUGAUGCUGGAGGCGCAUCAAGCCAGCAAAGCCCUGGCACCGCGCGGCGCCAUGGCCGGUGGACCUGGCUUGGCCAACUACCGGUCGGGCGCGGGAACUGGCUCCCAGGCCGAAGAUCAAGGCCUUGGACGGCCCACACGGAUCCCCGGGGAGGUGCAGCGCACCCUGACGCCCCCCAGCUUUGGGGUGCGCGAGGCAUCGCGGCCCAUGGUGCCACACAUUUGCCCGUCGCUCAGUUUGUUGCAGGGUGCCUGUCAGUUCCGCAUCCCUGUACAGUCGCUGGAGCUGCUGCAAGCGGGCUACUUCCCUACACAGAUCUUGAGCCCCACUGGAAAUCCGCUGCUGCACGCUUGGCUGCCACUCUGUCAGAAAACACCCCAGACAGGGCCACCUGCACAGGCGCAGCUGGGGCAUUUACUUCAGCUGACCACCACCGCGGCCUUGUCCCGGCACCCGCAUGCCAGCAUUGGCCUCUUGACGGUGGGCGCCAAGGAGCAGAAGGCCGAGAUCUUUGGACCCAAGAAUCUCAAGUAUGGCUCCCUGGUGCGGUCGAACGACAAGUGGUUGGUCUACCAUCACCAUGAGGGGUCGGAACAGCUUGCCCUCACCUUGCAUCACAUGCCUGCUGCGUUGGGCUUCUGUGCCCGUGCAGCGGAGGGACAUGAGGUGGCGAGUGCCACGCGCAUCGCUGGGGGUUCCGGUGAAGUGCUCAGCAUCACCAUCAACCCAGGAGGUGACGCCCUUCUCGCCCUGCUUUGCUUCCUCGCCGUGGUGCUCAGCAUGUUGGAGACCGUGGUGGUCCCCAACGAAGCUCCUCCCGUCCCACCUCCCGCGGCGCUGCCGCCGGGCUACGCCGAUGCCACCGUGGCCACGCGCUCGGCGCCGGCCACGGCGCCUGCCACGGCGCCCGCCACGGCGGCCACGUCGCCCGCGUCGGCGCCGGGAACGGCACCGGCAGUGCCCCGCGAGGCGGGCAGUGACCAGUCGUUGCCGUCGCUGCCGAGCCGCCCGGGCAGCGGCCUGCUGCCGCAGCGCGUGCCGGUGGUGCGGUCCUUGCCGCCGGUGGACGCGGCACGGGGUGGCGUGAACUUUGCGCCGCGACCGUCGCCGAGGCCCUAGGCCCUGUCCGGAAGACGAGGUGCAAAAGCUUGGAGCGCAGUGAAGAAGCAGAGCCUCUCACUAACCUUGAUCCAAUGAUCCAAUGUGAGAGAAGAAGCCUUUGCACACACCUGGCCAGUUCUUUAAGAUGUCUCCAGCGAAAGGUAGUCGUGGCGGUGAAAAAGUGUCUGUGACAUUCUGUGAAUGUGAUCAG